This is a messenger RNA of Megalopta genalis, 812 nucleotides long. RefSeq names its product UPAR/Ly6 domain-containing protein crok. The record is from RefSeq and is a predicted model, not a curated record. NCBI's taxonomy places the organism in Eukaryota, Metazoa, Arthropoda, Insecta, Hymenoptera, Halictidae. Gene Ontology annotation, biological process: regulation of synaptic transmission, cholinergic; positive regulation of voltage-gated potassium channel activity; sleep.
CCUCAAGACUAAACUAACUCCACCAACGCCCUAUGGAUGACGUUACAGCACAACAGAAACGUGAUCGUGUUGCUGGAAGUUUAAUUUAUCGAUAUAAUAAUGAACGCGAUCGGGAGUGUGACUAUCUUAUCGUUAGUGUUUAUGGUGAUGGGUACCGAGGCAAUCCGUUGUUAUCAGUGCAGCAGCGACAGCGAUGCCAAAGGUGACGAUUUGUGCGGAGCCUAUAAAAAGUUCGAUAAGGACAAGAACAUCGCUAUCGAAUGCAACAGCGAAGAAUCUCAUAUGCCCGGCACGUUUUGCGUGAAGAUCACUCAGCAAAGUCCUCGCGGCUUCAUUUGGAACGGCAGGUGGCGACAAGUGAUCCGCAGAUGUUCUUCCGUGGCCAGUACCGGAGUUACCGGCGUCUGUAAUUGGGGAGUCUACAAGAACGGUGUAUACUGGGAAGAAUGUUCAUGUUCAGAAGAUUCUUGCAACGGAGCAACCACGUUGUCCUCGAUCUCGAUGUUAUUUUUACUGUUGCCCAGUAUUUCGAUCUAUACAUUCUCAUUAACAUAACCAUAAUUGUUAAACAAACUUCGAGUAGCUCUCACACAAGAUACGCUUUCUUUGUGCCUUCACACGACUGCACAAGACACGUCCAGCGAAAAUAAUUUCAUUUAUGAUACCGACUGUUGGAGAUGGUCAAAGUACAAUAAGCCUUUAUAAUCUGACUAGAAGAUAGUAUCACCAGUAACCUUGAGAGAAACGAGGUUGCGUAUCCGUCCGUUUUAUAUUGUGUUUUUUUUUGUAAAUAAAUAAUUUUUAUAUACCAA